Messenger RNA from Aspergillus alliaceus, 585 nucleotides. RefSeq lists its product as uncharacterized. The transcript has a single exon. The record is from RefSeq and is a predicted model, not a curated record. Bases 54 to 353 code for a protein of 99 amino acids. NCBI's taxonomy places the organism in Eukaryota, Fungi, Ascomycota, Eurotiomycetes, Eurotiales, Aspergillaceae.
GCCGUGUGUUAUUAUGUUAAUAAUUAUGGCCCGUCCUUCAACCCCUCUCACAUAUGAAGCAAAUAUUUCCCGACUUGUGUGCCUUGGUAGAGCGAAGGAUCUUGCGGAUGGAAGGCGUGUGCCAACCAGUUGACGUCAGCCAGCUGGCAAAACACGUUUCCACAACGCGGUUGAGGAUUGGUUUCGCUACACUGGGCGUACGUUCGACGUUACAAUAUACGACCAUUUCAAAAGGGAAUAUGCCAAGUGAGACCGGAAAUCCAGCACAGCAGAGAUUAACCAUCAGCUCGAGGCUCAUGGGGGUAUCUCUCAGAAUUGUGCGAAGUGUGGGGAUAUACCUGAUGAACCGCUAAGGACCUUUUUCCUGAAGAGGCCCGCCUGUCAGGGACCAAUACUGAGUUAAAGGAGAAUACAGGACGGAGCCCUCGCUGGGGGAUUCAAAGUCCAAUAUGCCCAGAACUUUGCCAGUAUGGUUGGAGGUGUAGUUGGACAUGAGGGUGAAGGUUAUUGUUGAUGCGGCAUCUUCAAUUGAUUCCAGAGUGAGGUUGAUAUUGAUUGCCCCCAGUGAAAUUAGACCAACUAAGU